Messenger RNA from Elaeis guineensis (African oil palm), 1487 nucleotides. RefSeq names its product putative UPF0496 protein 2. The record is from RefSeq and is a predicted model, not a curated record. Lineage: Eukaryota; Viridiplantae; Streptophyta; Magnoliopsida; Arecales; Arecaceae.
GUCUCCUGUUCAAGAUAAAAAUAUUGCUUCCAGAGCUUACGUAGAUCUAAUAGAAAGGGUUGGAAUCAUAAAAAGUUUCUAGUCAAAGGAGCUCAUUUUGUUGGAAAGAGAGAAGAAUGUGGCCCAAGUUGAUGUUAUCUUCUUCCGCUUCAAAGACCAGAUUCAUCAAGCAGUCAUCCAUUGAGAGCGAGCUCUCCAUGGCAACAAGGCAAGCUAACAACAAGCCCCGCACCACCUUCAACGUCGACGAGGAGUAUUCUAACGCCCUCCGCACCAAGUCCUUCGUCGACAUGUGGUCCAAAGCCCACCACCAUCUCAGGCGAACCAUCUCUUCCCUCUCCCCAUCCCCCAGCCAUCAUCAAGACCAAGAAGUAGAGGUGGUGAAGGAUCGCCGGAAUUCCCACUCCUCUCCUCUCUCCUAUCUUCGCUAUGCUCACCUCUCCGACUUCCUUCUCGAGCCCAGCCAAGAAACCCUCCUCGCCGCUACCGCCGACGCCGACGCCUAUUUCCCCGUCCACUCUCUCCUCCUCGACUACUUCGACACCACCUCCGAUGCCUGCACCGCAUGCACGACGCUCCUCGCCUCCAUCGACCGCGCUCGUUCCUACCACCGCUCCAUCCGCCGUCUCCUCCUGAAACUAUCCCACAACCGCCUCGACAACGAUUGCACCACCUUAGCCGACCUCAAGUCCCACGUCGAACUCGACAACCCCCUCUCCCCCAUCAACUUGGCCCAUUUCCACUAUGUGCACGCCAGCUGCCGCCCGUUAGUCGCCCGGCUCACGACGGCCAACCGGAGGAUAGCCCGGCGGGCACAUCUCACCGGUGCAGCAAAGAAGGCGUCCGGCGUCAUCCUAAUUGGCGUCUGCGGGGCUGCGGUGGUCGCGGCAUUGGUGGUCGCGGCGCAUGCAGUGGUCGGCAUUGGACUGGUGGCGGUGGCGGCGGCGCCGGCGCCGGCGGUGGCAGCAAGGCAAAGGGUGGCUUCGAGGUGGAUAAGGAGGAGGCUAGGAGGGGAGAGUUAUCUUAAGAGAGCCGGGGCGCAGGUGGAUGCGGCGGCGAAGGGGGCUUACAUAGUGGGGAGCGAUUUGGACACGGUGAGCCGGAUGGUGCGCCGGGCGCACGACGAGGUGGAGCAUGGCCGGGACGUGGCAAAGCUGGUUCUGAGGAUUAGAGAGCGGCAGCUGGUGAGGGAGGCGGCGAGGGAGGUGGAGGGAGGGGAGGAGGAGCUGGCGGCGCAGCUCAAUGAGCUCGAGGAGCACAUCUACUUGUGCUUGAUUACUAUUAAUAGAAGCCGAAGGAUGGUGGCGCAGGAGAUGAUGGGAGAAGCAGCCCGAUCGACCUCCGGCGGCAACGUUGUAGAUAUGCAAUAAUUCUUUCUUUUCCUUCGUUAGUUUAAUUUCUUAUAUUUUUGUUGAUACUAGUUUUAUGAUGAUGGCGAGGAACUUGUUCUUGGUUUGAGGUGCCCAUGUAGAGGUAUUGGUCUCUCU